UCGGCUUAUAUAAACGGGACGCGGGAUUCUCUCGACCGCAGAAGAACCGCAUCCGCCGGUGAACAACUACGGCUACUCUAUCACGUGUUCUACGACGUUAUUCUUUAAAAGUUUCAUUACGAAGAUUUAUUCUCAAAUCGAGGGCAAGUGAACGAUUUAUCCCUGAUCGAAGAUGCAGAGACAAAUCGCAAUCUCCUGUUUGAUCCUGAUAGCCAUCACCGUUAUGGUGGUGUCAAGUCCUCUGGCGGAUGCUGCUCCGUUUUCACAACAAAAUUAUUGGAAUCAAUUAGAAGAAGAAGAUCCUGAAGCUCUCCUUGAUAUGCUCGCCCGUCUUCGUCAUUCGAUCAUGCGAAAUCAAGAACUCGAAAACAAUAAACGCGGACUAGACUUAGGUUUGAGCCGUGGAUUUAGUGGUUCUCAAGCAGCGAAACAUUUGAUGGGUCUCGCAGCCGCGAAUUACGCUGGUGGUCCAGGACGAAGGCGCCGUUCGGAAUAAAUAUAGAUAAAUCGAAUAUAAGAGGAUGUAAAGUGAACUUCUAACGCAAAUAAUAAUAAUAAUAAUAAUAAUAAUAUUAACAAUAAUAAUAAUAAUAAUAAUUAUAAUAAUAAUGACGACAUUGUUCAACGUACUUGUUCACGUAAUGUGUCAGACGAUUGUGUCAGACUUCUUUAGAAUUUUACAUGUUUCGCACUUUGACGCACGUUACUGCGAUAUUUCUUCUUUCUAUAGAUAUUUGAUUUCUAAUCUGUAAUAUUUAUUUUAAUUCUUAUUUAAUACAUAAUACGUGACACGUAGCGCGCGAAUAGAAUUUGUUUUUUCUUUUCUUCUUUCUUUUUCUUUAUUUUCCUUAAUAGUAUAGUUGACACUUUUCGUUAUUCUAAUUCUUACUCGCUAUAAUUCAAUUUACCAAAGAGCACGAACGAUGAUUUAUCUCUAGUCAUGUAGAUAUAUAGAUAAAUGUGUAUGCAUAUGUAUAUGUAUAUAUAUAUAUAUAUAUAUAUAUAUAUAUAUAUCCCUUUCAGUGCCGACAAAAAAGUUGAACCUGAACGAAUAGUCCCGAGUCAAACUGAUGUAGUUUGAAAAAAUUCAAAAAAAAAAUUGUAAACAUUUUGUUUUUUUUUCUUUUUCUUUUUAUUCUUUUAUUUUGUUUUUGUUUCUUCUUUGAAUUUUUUGAGUGUUUCGGACCAAAGGUUUCCAAGAUUAAUGGACGAGAAUUAUAUCGACUAUCAUUAUUUAUAUUAAUAUCAUGAAAAUUAUUGUAAGAAUCGUCAUUUUCAUUAUUAUCAUCGUCGAAUUUCCGAAACGCUUUCACUCUCAUUGUUUAUUCUACGUGAUGCAGAAUUCUUGAUACGAAUAUUAAUUCUUCAUCAUUGUAACUACUUUCAUUAAUAAUGAAUUGAACUAAUUCCGUAUCAUUCAUAGCGAUAUAAAUUUGAUAAUAUUAUAACUAGGUUUACAUAAACGGCAAUGACUGAAAUAGAAAUGAUUUUUAAAUUAUAUGAUGCAUCUAAUCGCUUAGAAAUUGUUCUCCAAACCUAAACGCAUAGUAUGACAAACAUAUAACGAAAUAUCAUUAGCAAUUUUCACAAAUGUUAGCCAUAUAUCAAUAUAUCGUUGUUCGGCACUGAAUAGGUUUAUUUAUAUUAUUUAUAUUUAUUAUUAAAUUAUACAACUUCCAAGAGCAGCUUUGUCCCUCGUUUUUUGAUCUAUUUUAGAUUUAGAAAUAACAGAGAUAUAAAGCAAUUUAUUUUUAAAUAUCUUGAUGUCGUCGAUUAAAAAGAUCAUACGAUCGUAUUCUCCCCAGUAUUAUGUAACAUCUGUAGAUAUUUAUCGUAUUUAUCUUUCGUCAAUAGCAUGCAUUUUCUUAAUCAACAAGAUCUACUACAUAUAUAUAUAUAUAUAUAUAUAUGUGUGUGUGUGUGUGUGUGUGUGUGUAUAUAUGUAUAACACACAGAGAUAGAUUACAUACAUUAUCAGUUAUGUAUUUUCUUCUAAAAUAAUUGUCGCACACAAAAGAUCCUUUUUCGUUUUUUAUUAGGACAAAGUAAAAAGUAUUCGUUUAGUAUUUGUUGUGAUAUGUGUAACAAAGACAUGUUUCUCGCCUCUAUAAAUCGUCUAAAUAAAUGUUACUUUAACUCAAAAA
Molecule: messenger RNA, 2144 nt
Organism: Vespa crabro (European hornet)
Lineage: Eukaryota; Metazoa; Arthropoda; Insecta; Hymenoptera; Vespidae
Gene: Dh31
Product: diuretic hormone class 2
Exons: 4
Coding region: 173-496 (107 amino acids)
Biological process (GO): body fluid secretion
Molecular function (GO): G protein-coupled receptor binding; diuretic hormone activity
Source: RefSeq, a predicted model, not a curated record